CACAAUGACUUCCCGACCGACCGUCACGAUCAUUUCGCCUGAGGGCAAGCCGAGCAAUGCCUCGCACCCGCUUCCCGACGUCUUCAAGUGCCAAAUCCGCCCGGAUAUCGUCCAGUAAGCUUGAAGAUGCGCAAUGGAAGGUUGGAGGACACAAUGGCUGAUAAUAUACCACAGGGCGGUGCACACUGGCAUGGCCAAGAACAAGCGACAGCCGUAUGCUGUGAGCGAGAAGGCUGGUCACCAGACCUCUGCUGAGUCCUGGGGAACUGGUACGAUUCUUCAACAGCCAAACCUUUAAUUUCAGCGUUGACGAUGAUUUUCUCGCAGGUCGUGCCGUCGCCCGUAUCCCUCGUGUCUCCGGUGGUGGUACGCACCGUGCUGGUCAGGCUGCCUUCGGAAACAUGUGCCGCUCCGGCCGCAUGUUCGCCCCGACCAAGGUGUGGAGGAAGUGGCACCAGAAGAUCAACCUAGGCCAGAAGCGAUUCGCUACCGCCUCCGCCCUCGCUGCCUCAUCGAACGCCGCUCUCCUUAUGGCCCGUGGCCACCGCGUCUCAACUGUCGCCGAAGUUCCCCUCGUCGUUGCCUCCAGCGCUUUCGAGGGUGCUGCCAUCACCAAGACCCAAGCCGCCAUCUCCUUCUUGAAGGCGGUCGGUGCCGGCCAGGAGUUGGAGAAGGUCAAGGCCUCCAAGAAGCUGCGUGCCGGUAAGGGUAAGCUGCGAGGUCGCCGCUACAGGCAGCGACGCGGCCCUCUCGUCGUCUACUCCCCGGAGACGGACGGCAAGGAGCUCAUCAAGGCGUUCCGCAACAUCCCCGGUGUCGAGACCUCCUCCGUCUACGACCUCAACCUCCUCCAGCUCGCCCCCGGUGGUCACCUCGGCCGCUUCAUCAUCUGGACCUCGUCCGCCUUCGCCGCGCUCGACCAGAUCUACGGCUCCACUACCGAAGCCUCCGCGUUGAAGAAGGACUUCCUCCUCCCCUCCGCCCUCGUCGCGCAGCCCGACAUCGGCAAGAUCAUCAACUCCUCCGAAAUCCAGGCCGUGCUCCGUCCGGUCAAGGGCGGUGCCAUCACCAAGCGCACCCAGGUGCAGAAGAAGAACCCGCUCCGUAACAGGCAGGUGCUCCUCCGUCUCAACCCGUACGCGGCACAGUACUCGAAGGACAAGGUUGGCCAGCAGAAGGUGACGGGCGAGAAGGCGCCGAAGACAAGCGAGCUGUUCCUGGACGUGAUCAACGAGCCGUAGGCGACGGUGGCGGGUUUCUUUCGAUAAUCACGGCGUGUCUUUGAACAGUUAGCACGGUUACUGGCG
Eremomyces bilateralis CBS 781.70 is the source of this 1307-nucleotide messenger RNA. Its product is annotated as 60S ribosomal protein L2. The transcript has a single exon. Gene Ontology annotation, cellular component: cytosolic large ribosomal subunit; ribosome. NCBI's taxonomy places the organism in Eukaryota, Fungi, Ascomycota, Dothideomycetes, Eremomycetales, Eremomycetaceae. Gene Ontology annotation, molecular function: structural constituent of ribosome; RNA binding. Bases 402 to 1241 code for a protein of 279 amino acids. The record is from RefSeq and is a predicted model, not a curated record. Gene Ontology annotation, biological process: translation.